AUUUAGUAACAAAUCUAGCACGUCUACCAAACAGUCGAAAUGUUACCGGCGUGUGAUGUGCUGCUAUGUUUCUUGUUCUUGAUGACAGCAUAUGGAAAUACACUUACUAUUGGUUCUACAGUUAAUAGUACUCUCUUAGAUUCUGAAAUAUUUAAAGGACUAACUAUCAAUUCGUCAUGUGCGACUGCUUAUCAAUGUAAAGGAAAACUGGUUUGUACCGAUGGACAAUGCAAAUGCAGCGACAAUUACAUCUGGAAUGGCACAAGCUGUAUUGAAGAAAAGACUUUUUAUUCUAAAUGUAAGCUUACUGCAGAAUGUGAUGCUACAUUGUUUUGUAUCUAUGGUACCUGUCAAUGUGCACAGAUGUUCUACUGGAAUGGAAAUGUAUGUGUAUCUGAAAAGACAGUAAACGACACUUGCACAAAUUCAAAGGAAUGUGGAGGAAAACUUCUAUGUGAGGAUGGAGUAUGUCAAUGUCUUGUCGAUUUAUUUUGGAAUGGAAACAUAUGCAUAUUCAAAAAUUUCGAUGGACACUCUUGUGAAUCUUCUGUUGAAUGUGCAGAAAACUUGGAAUGUAGGGAAUCUAUUUGUCAGUGUUCGGAGUCUGAGUACUGGGAUAUCUCUAAAUGUUAUACAAAAAAAUCUAUAAAUGAUAAAUGUAUGGAAGAAAAGGAAUGCAGCGAAACCUUACACUGCGAUAUAAAUGUAUGUCAGUGUGCUAAUUCAAACUACUGGACAGGAUCUACGUGUUCAAUAAAAAAAGAUGAAAAUAGCUUUUGUAAUGCAUCAAUUGAGUGUAAAGCAACACUACAAUGCAGGCAUAAUCACUGUAUUUGCUGCGAUCAAGAUUACUGGAAUGGUCAGGUUUGUGAAGGAAAAAGAAAUACGUCUCAUCAAUGCCAAGACUCUGUCGAAUGUCAAGACUCACUACAUUGUAUUAGAGGGGUUUGCCAAGAUAUUUGUGCUGUUGAACAUUGUAUGAAUGGUGGAAAAUGUCAGAUAUCCGGAAAUAGACACUUAUGCAAAUGUGGUAACGGCUAUCUUGGUGACAAAUGUCAGUAUGCAGAAGGCAGAGGGAAGGAUUUUAUUGUGAUAUUUCACGAAGCACAUGGCAGACCAUCGCCACGAAUAUUACCAGCAAUUUACAGAAAGAGCGAAAUAAAUAUUUUUUAUUUUGCAAAUAAUAAAAAUGUUUCAGUAACUUUAAAUUCAGCCGAUAAUACUUAUACCCUUGAUUCUAAUGUAUUGAUGACAAAUGGUUUACACCAGGCAGGAGCAGAAAUACACUCUACUGUCCCGAUUAUCCUUUAUGGAUUUUUAUUCCUCCGUCGAUAUCAUUCUGAAGGAUUCCUUGUUAUUCCCACUCGAUAUGUUUCAACAGAUUACGUCAUUCCCUCGUUCACUCCAUAUGACAGCAAUGGAGCGAGUUUAUUUUCCCUUACUUCUGUUUAUUCAAAUACAUUAAUAGAAAUAAAUUUUACGAUUAAAGAUGGAUCAGUUUCAUACGAGAAUAUACAAUAUUCUAACAAUCAGACUUUAACAUUGGUACUCAAUAAGUAUACAGCAUUUCAAGUUAUGCACUCAUCAGACCUAACAGGAACAAGAAUAUUUGCAUCGAAGCCAGUUGCUGUCGUCAGUGGAAAUAGAUGCAACUAUAUCAAUGCCAAAGCAGACUGUCAGCCAUUCAUCGAAAUGGUGUUACCUACAAAUCAGCUGGAUAAUGUGUACGUCAUUCCAUAUAUACAUUAUCGACCUGAAAACACAGUUCGCGUGCUUGCUGUAAAUGAUACAAAUAUAGCAUUGAAGAGUGGUAACAAUCGCACUAGAAACGUACUAAAAUCAAGAGACUUUAUGGAUUAUUUCCAUACAACCAUCUCUUAUAUUUCAUCUGAAAGCGAUGUGAUGGUACAUAUUUACCCGCAUGAGCUAUCACAAAAACAUGGAGAUGCCUUCAUGAUGACGAUUCCCGGUAUUAACCAGUACCUGUAUGAUUAUGAUUUCAUUGUUCCACCAGAUUUUGAAAGUUUCAUCAGUAUUACAGUACCGACAGAGGCAGUCGAUGGAUUUGUACUUGACGGUAGUUUCGUGAAUUUGAAAAACAUUUUCAGUAUUUCUGGGGAAGAAUAUCACUACAGUAGUUUCAGCAUUCCAAUAUCUAAUGGAUCACAUCACAUCACACACAGAGAAAAGACACGCUUUGGGUUGUGGAUUUACGGGAAUUUCACUGACUACGAAUCGUAUGGAUAUUCAGCCGGAAUGGCUUUUAAAACUUAGCAACUCCCGAUGUUAACUAACAUUUGGCUAAACACUUUGGUUUUGCAUUGAUUUUAAUCUACAGCAGUGGGAUAUACUAAUUAAUGUUGUUAUAGUAACAAAAAUAUGAAGAUAGUUAAAUUACCACUACUUGUCAACUGUAAUAAAGUGAGAUGUUACCCCGUUCUAAAUACAAAUAAUGACUGUACAUGUAUGCAUUGCAGUAUAUUAGAACUUUCCGUUUUC
Mytilus trossulus (common blue mussel) is the source of this 2499-nucleotide messenger RNA. RefSeq names its product IgGFc-binding protein-like. The record is from RefSeq and is a predicted model, not a curated record. Lineage: Eukaryota; Metazoa; Mollusca; Bivalvia; Mytilida; Mytilidae. The transcript is spliced from 10 exons. Bases 40 to 2274 code for a protein of 744 amino acids.